CUUUGGUACAUAUUAAUGUUACGAAUUUAAAAAAUAAAUCUCUGUUAAAUUUUUAUGUUCUUUUUUGUAAAUUAUUUCAUGUAUGUAUAAUAUUGUACUAUUUUAUGGAGAAGUAAUGUUAUGGUCUUAAAAUGGACAAAGAAUCAGCUGAUGUCAGAAAGCGUAACAGUUGUUUUGUGAACAUAUCUCCCAAAAUAUCUGAUUCACGAGAAGAAUGUAAAUCUCAUAUUAACAUUAUUUCCAAAAAAAAAUCACCAAGUUUUAGUGAAAAUCAGUACUUGAAUACCGAAAGCAGAGAGUAUUAUAAAAAAUAUAUUUUUGAUGAUAAACCUGUAAAGGAUGAUAGUGAUUGCAAUGAUCAUUCGUUUAGUAAAAAUGAUGCAGGACAAGGAGACAAAAAUGAUUUCAUUACUAAAUUUGACCUAGAUGAAAUAGAAAUACUCAAAAAAAUGUCUCGAGAACUUCAAACGGACGAAAAUUCUAGUAUUGGUCUCGAUUCUAAUAUAAAACUCUUUAAAACAACAGUUAACCAAAUUUUAGAAAAUUUUUACAUCAAUAUGCAAGAGUUUGAACUUUAUAAGAAAAAGUAUCACGAAAUAUUACAUAAGAAUAGAGGAAAUACGGUAACAGAAAUGGAAGAUUUAAUUAAGGAUAUGAUACAGCAUAUAAGAUCAUCAGACUCAUCCGUGAACAAUAGCAAAUUCACUGAUAUAAAAGAAUUUAAUGAAGAAUUUGCUACAAAUAACCGAAAAGUAAAUAUCGAUAAUACAAAAUAUAUAUCAAACAGUUUCAAUUCUACAAUAGAAGCUUUUAAAAAUGAGAAUUAUUUAACAGAUUCAACUUUCGAACAAAAUAGUUCAAAAUUUAAUACCAGUGACAAGAAAGAAAAAUUCUUAAACAUUUUCCUGCAGAGUGGCACUCGCUACGUCGAAAUAAAAAUGGAUGAUCGCAGUCUUUUUUCUGAAAUAAAUAUAAGAGAACACAACUUUGAUGUUAUAAAAGAGCCACUAGCGUCAACCGAAAACUUUAAGAAAUUAAAAGAAAAAAACAUUGAAUUAGAAAACUAUGUCAAAGAACAAGAACUAUAUUUGAAGGAUAGAGAAAUACCAGUUAAGAGCUCAAAUGCAAAGAAAAAUAUACAUCUAAAUGAGGAUUUUCUCGAUAAUGAUAAAAACGACUGUAUUAAUAAGUUUUUCAUAUUUAGAAUUUGUAACUAUUUAUGUCGCAAACUUCGUAAGAAUGCAUUUGUUUAAUUGAACUAGUACAAUGGAAUAUCAU
Molecule: messenger RNA, 1278 nt
Organism: Nymphalis io (European peacock)
Lineage: Eukaryota; Metazoa; Arthropoda; Insecta; Lepidoptera; Nymphalidae
Exons: 2
Coding region: 132-1253 (373 amino acids)
Source: RefSeq, a predicted model, not a curated record